Messenger RNA from Calypte anna (Anna's hummingbird), 3938 nucleotides. RefSeq names its product signal recognition particle 68 (gene SRP68). Gene Ontology annotation, molecular function: 7S RNA binding; endoplasmic reticulum signal sequence receptor activity; signal recognition particle binding. Gene Ontology annotation, biological process: SRP-dependent cotranslational protein targeting to membrane. Gene Ontology annotation, cellular component: signal recognition particle, endoplasmic reticulum targeting. The coding region runs from base 35 to 1873 and encodes 612 amino acids. Lineage: Eukaryota; Metazoa; Chordata; Aves; Apodiformes; Trochilidae. The record is from RefSeq and is a predicted model, not a curated record. The transcript has 16 exons.
UGAUGCAGCGCGGCGGCGUCGGGCCGGUCACAAGAUGGCGGCGGAGCGGCAGGGCAGCGGCGGGCGCGGAGGGGCGGGAAGCGGCGGAGGAGGCGGCACGGAGGAGAACAAGGAGAACGAGAGACCGGCGGUGCCGCAGGCCGGCAGCCUCGGAGACAGCCUGGGCCUGGAGAUCCUUCAGAUCGUCAAGGAGUCUCAGCAGCAGCACGGGCUGAGGCACGGGGACUUCCAGAGGUACAGGGGUUAUUGCUCCCGGAGGCUGCGGCGGCUCCGAAAAACUCUCAACUUCAAGAUGGGAAACAGACACAAGUUCACUGGGAAGAAAGUAACAGAAGAGAUUCUCUCAGACAACAGGUAUUUGCUGCUGAUCCUGAUGGAUGCAGAGAGAGCCUGGAGCUAUGCCAUGCAGCUGAAACAAGAAGCAAACACCGAGCCCCGCAAACGAUUUCACCUCCUGUCCCGGCUGCGCAAAGCUGUGAAACAUGCUGAGGAGCUGGAGAGGCUGUGUGAGAGCAACAGGGUGGAUGCUAAAACCAAGCUGGAAGCUCAGGCAUACAUGGCUUACCUCACAGGAAUGCUUCGUUUUGAGCACCAGGAGUGGAAGGCAGCAAUGGAAGCUUUCAACAAAUGCAAGACCAUCUAUGAGAAACUGGCCAAUGCCUUCACAGAGGAGCAGGCUGUGUUGUAUAACCAGCGUGUGGAAGAGAUCUCACCCAACAUUCGCUACUGUGCCUACAAUAUUGGUGACCAGUCUGCAAUGAAUGAGUUGAUGCAGAUGAGACUGAGGUCUGGUGGCACUGAAGGUCUUCUUGCAGAAAAACUGGAGGCACUGAUUACCCAGACCCGAGCAAAGCAGGCAGCCACCAUGAGUGAGGUGGAGUGGAGAGGAAGAACUGUCCCAGUGAAGAUAGACAAAGUGAGGAUCUUCCUGCUGGGGCUGGCUGACAACGAAGCAGCCAUUGCUCAGGCAGAAAAUGAGGAAACAAAGGAACGUUUGUUUGAAUCUUUACUCAGUGAGUGUAGAGAUGCCAUUCAGGCUGUUCGGGAAGAUCUGAAACCAGACCAGAAGCAGCGGGAACACUCUCUGGAAAAUGAUUCUGGGAAGGUGUCCAACAUUCAGUACUUACACAGUUAUUUGACUUACAUCAAGCUGUCAACAGCCAUCAAACGCAACGAGAGCAUGGCCAAGUCUCUGCAGAAGGCUCUGCUGCAGCAGCAGCGCUCGGAGGAGGACGGGAAGCGCACGCCGCGGCCUCAGGACCUGAUCCGUCUGUAUGAUAUCAUUUUGCAGAACCUCGUGGAGCUGACGCAGCUUCCUGGCCUAGAAGAGGACAAGAACUUCCAAAAAGAGAUUGGAUUGAAGACUCUUGUGUACAAAGCUUACAGGUGUUUCUUCAUUGCACAGUCCUAUGUCCUGGUAAAGAAAUGGAGUGAAGCUCUUGUUUUAUAUGAACGAGUGCUGAAAUAUGCCCGGGAAGUUCAGUCAGGAGCUGGAGCUUAUAGGAACAGCUUGAAGGAGCUGCCAGAUGUACAAGAUCUGAUCACUCAAGUCAAUGCAGAGAAAUAUUCCUUGCAAGCAGCAGCUAUAUUAGAUGCAAAUGAUGCUCAUGAGACUGAGUCUCCAUCUCAGGUCAAGGAUGGCAAGCCACUCUCCGAACGGUUUGAGACGUUCUGUCUGGAUCCUUCUCUUGUCAGCAAACAAGUCAGCCUCGUGCACUUCCCUCCAGGCUUCCAGCCCAUUCCAUGCAAACCCUUGUUCUUUGACCUGGCCCUUAAUCAUGUUGCUUUCCCACCUCUGGAGGACAAGGUGGAGCAGAAGGCCAAGAGUGGCCUCACAGGAUAUAUCAAGGGCAUCUUUGGAUUCAAAAGUUAACCAGGACCCCCUGAGGAACAGAGGUUUUAUUCUGUAUUGAAGGAAAAGCUCCAAGAGGUUUUAGGACACAAAUACCUGCACCUGAAACCUACAGAGGGAAGUUUUACCAUCUUCUUCUCUGUGUUCUGUGUAUAUGUCUGUGCACUUACAUUCUCACCCAGUGUAUUGAAGACAAACAAUCUAUUCAGAAAUACACAUGCACUAUAAAUAGCUGAAAAUAAUCUGGAGCACAGAGAAAAUUCCAUUCUGCUUGGAGAAGUUGGAACUUGCUUGCGACCAGUGUUCAGAGUUGGUAUGCAUCUACUUACCAUGGACCAGAGCAUAGGUAUAAUCUGAUCAUCUGAUCCCUCCCCCUGCCCCAUUAUUGACAUUUUGGUAUUUUGGUCUAGCAGCCUGGGUGUGAUGUGGAAACAGAGGCCAAAGUAGAUGCAGAACUAAACCAGCAAGGUGAACUUAACCAGCUGCCUACACAAAGGCUAUGAAACAGUAGCCAUGGGGGCUAACUUCUCCUUCCCUUUUGGCUCCCAGAAGUCUCUGUCUUUUUUUACAAAAUGUAACCUUCAGACAUGACAAAAUGGAGCCUCUUUCCUUAUCAAUUGAGGAUGGCAAAUACCAAAUGUUAAUGGUUACCCCAGUUGUGGUGGAGUAUGACCUGAAUUUGUACUCUGGGCCAACAGGAUCCUUCUUUAUUGAUACAGAUUUUGUUAAGUACCUGAAUACAGUAUAGAACCUAUUCCUGCAAGGCUUUUCCUGGGAAACUGGCUUCAUGGGUGGCUUUAGAAAUAGCAACUUGCUGUUCAUGGGAAGUUGGGUGUCUCAGUGUUUGUUUUGUCUCUGAUCUAAAACUUGCCUGAAAACAAGAUCAUCUUUUCCUGGUGUUCAUCUGUUGCUUCUUUUUUUCCUCAUGCUUGGACAGUAGAUAGGCCUGAAAUGAGGAACAAGCAACAGGAGAACAGUAAGUUCUUGAGUAGUAGAUUUUCUCUGCCAUGCCAUACAGCUUCCUUUUUUAUAAAGCACCCAGGUGCUGUGGUGACAGGCACUUCAAAAUGCGGGUGAUUUCAUUACCAUAAUCACUGAAACAGGAAAAAAAAACCCCACAGCACAUGGGCAGAACUGUUCCUAAAUAAAAGAUUUGGAAGUUUCCACCAGCAGUGUUUGGAUUUUCCCUGGGUCUCUAGCUGGAAGGUGAAAGAGCAGCUGAUUCUGGCUGCCUUAACUCUUCUGCACUGGUUGUCUUGAAUUUGUUUCUCUCUUUUUAGGCAUUGGAGUUAAGAGGGAUGGAAACAGAAGAACUGUUUUAAGUGAUCAGAUUGUUGUUGUCAUGGGAAUUUUCCAUGCAAGGUGCAUGUCAGAUGAAUGGGGGUGGGAAUUAACAAUUCCCAUUAUUUUUAUGUGAAUGUUUACUUCUUUGUUCCAAGUUGAUCUGCUUUCUGAGUUCUCAGAGUACAAAGCAGCUUUCAAGAGGACUCUGUGCUCAGGAAGAGGUAAGAGAGAGAUGACCUCCUUGUUUGUGUUGCAUUUUUGCAACAUGGAAACCAAGUGGGAGUUCCUGGUGUUCUAGCUAGUUCUGUGUGCCCCUGGAUGCCAGGGGGAUUUUACAAGAGAAAGGGAAAGUGCAGCUGAAAGAAAUGUGGAAAACUCUUCAUCAGAUGACACUUUCUAGGAAAUGUGAAUGGCAUUUUCCUUCCCCAUAAAGCCUGUUUCCUUUUGGACAAGGAGAAGUCAUGUAAUCAGUAACCAGUGCAGGCCUCAGCUGGUUGAUCUGCUUCCUGGUACCUCUUUCUGCAUACAUUCACCUGAGCUUCUCUCUCCUUUUCAGCUUUUAUAUCAAAUCCCUUUGAGAACUGUUGUGUUUGGUUUGCAAGCCAAACUCCUUUCUGCUUUCCUGCCACAAAUCUACCUGGUGCCUGGAUUGAUUCCAGUGAAACUUGUACUGCAGCCACUGGCUAAUGGGUUACUGUUACAAACAGCUAAGAGCAAUCGACCUCUUUAUGUUAAACAUCUUUUGAAAGAUAACUGAUUAGUUGAACGCAGAUAAGAAAUCUGAAAAGAAUAAAGUUUUAUU